AUGUUCCGAUCAAGAUUGUACAGUCUUCUCAAAACUUCUUUUAAAUUUAACAGUAGAAAAUUGUCGUAUAAAAUACUCAAAGUAGCCCCCAUCACAUUUUCAGCCUUGACAACUGUAUCUUGUGAUGAUCAAAAACAGGAGAUCACAGAUAUUAGUAAUACAGAUAGUUUAGAGCAUGAGUUUUUGAUAAGACAAGCUACUACAGUGAACGUAAAUGCAGCAACUCAACUUCUAACAGUUACUUUAGUUGCAAUUCAAGACACUAGCGAAAGAUUAAGAGAUGCAUUAUCAAAAGAAAUAUGUCUUGUAAAGCAAGCCUUAGAGUGGGGCGAGGAAGGAACACCAGCCCAACAUUGGGAUCAGCUUGUGGCCAUUCGUGGGGCAUUGUGUGAUCUUAAUCAUAAUCUUAGAACAUUAUUUAGUUAUAUGGACUAUGCUGAAAAAUUAGCAACUCUAGCUGCAGAAAUCUCAUAUUUAUCUGGAAACACUGCUGCCUCGGACGCAAUAUGUGAACGGAUUGAUCAUGCUAAUAGGUCUUGCAACAACCAGAAGAAACUGACACAUGACCUGCAACAAGAGUGUUUGGAGUUACAACAGCUAGCAAUAAUAAAUGCUCCUCAUUUAGAAGAACAAUUAAAACCAAAUGAUAAAAAACGAAAAUAA
This is a messenger RNA of Pieris macdunnoughi, 663 nucleotides long. NCBI's taxonomy places the organism in Eukaryota, Metazoa, Arthropoda, Insecta, Lepidoptera, Pieridae. The record is from the annotation of a GenBank genome assembly.